ACCAUUUCUUACUUGUAUGCAGAAUCGGUGUGUAAAUAUGAUAGCUCAUCUUUUCAAUGCACCAUUAGGAGAGUCUGAGGCUGCAGUUGGUGUUGGCACAGUUGGUUCAUCUGAGGCCAUAAUGUUGGCUGGAUUGGCAUUCAAAAGGAAGUGGCAGAACAGAAGGAAAGAAGAGGGAAAGCCUUAUGACAAACCCAACAUUGUCACUGGAGCCAACGUUCAGGUUUGCUGGGAGAAAUUUGCCAGGUACUUUGAGGUGGAGUUAAAGGAAGUUAAUUUGCGUGAUGGAUACUAUGUGAUGGACCCUGAAAAGGCCGUGGAAUUGGUGGAUGAGAACACUAUUUGUGUUGCUGCUAUCCUUGGUUCUACGCUAAAUGGAGAGUUUGAAGAUGUCAAACGCUUGAAUGAUCUCCUGGUUGAAAAGAAUAAGCAAACUGGAUGGAAGACUCCUAUUCAUGUGGAUGCAGCUAGUGGUGGGUUCAUUGCACCAUUUAUUUAUCCAGAGCUUGAGUGGGACUUUCGGUUACCGCUGGUGAAGAGCAUCAAUGUUAGUGGGCACAAGUAUGGUCUGGUCUAUGCUGGAAUCGGUUGGGUUAUUUGGAGAAGCAAGGAAGACUUGCCUGAGGAACUUAUCUUCCAUAUCAACUAUCUCGGUGCUGAUCAACCCACCUUUACCCUUAACUUCUCUAAAGGGUCUAGCCAAGUCAUUGCUCAAUACUACCAACUAGUUCGCCUUGGCUAUGAGGGAUAUAGAAACGUGAUGGAAAAUUGUAGAGACAACAUGAUAGUGCUGAAAGAGGGACUCGAGAAAACAGGGCGGUUUGACAUUGUGUCGAAAGAGAAUGGUGUGCCUUUGGUGGCUUUCACAUUGAAAGACCACACCCACUUUGAUGAGUUCCAAAUCUCUGAUCUGCUGAGGCGCUUUGGGUGGAUAGUGCCAGCAUACACCAUGCCCCCAGAUGCUCAACAUGUCACCGUGCUACGUGUUGUCAUCAGGGAGGACUUCUCAAGAACCCUCGCAGAGCGUCUUGUGGCUGAUGUGGAGAAGGUGCUGCAUGAGCUUGAUUCACUUCCAGCAAGGGUGAUAAGUAGCACCUCUGUCACAGUCAAUACAGAACAAAAUGGCAAGGUGGUGGUUGCCAAGAAGAGUGCUCUAGAGACACAGAGGGAAAUCACUGCGAUUUGGAAGAAGUUAGUGUUGGAGAGGAAGAAGCUGAAUGACAAGAUGAUGGUGUGUGUUAGACUUAGCUUUGAUUGAAACAAGGGUGUGGUGUG
Messenger RNA from Cajanus cajan (pigeon pea), 1275 nucleotides. NCBI's taxonomy places the organism in Eukaryota, Viridiplantae, Streptophyta, Magnoliopsida, Fabales, Fabaceae. The record is from RefSeq and is a predicted model, not a curated record.